GCACCUCGAAAGCGUGAAUGACAUGUGCUGCGUGGGGUCUCAUUUCUGAAGGGAGGAGUCUUUCUCUUGGAGAGGACCCUCAAUGAGCCUGGCCGAGGCCCGGGAUCUGUGUGAAGUGGACUAAGGAUUAAGUAGGAUGUCAACUGAGACAGAACUUCAAGUAGCUGUGAAAACCAGCGCCAAGAAAGACUCCAGAAAGAAAGGUCAGGAUCGCAGUGAAGCCACUUUGAUCAAGAGAUUUAAAGGUGAAGGGGUCCGGUACAAAGCUAAACUGAUCGGGAUUGAUGAAGUUUCCGCAGCUCGGGGAGACAAGUUAUGUCAAGAUUCCAUGAUGAAACUCAAGGGUGUUGUUGCUGGCGCUCGUUCCAAAGGAGAACACAAACAGAAAAUCUUUUUAACAAUCUCCUUUGGAGGAAUCAAAAUCUUUGAUGAGAAGACAGGGGCCCUUCAGCAUCAUCAUGCUGUUCAUGAAAUCUCCUACAUUGCCAAGGAUAUCACAGAUCACCGGGCCUUUGGAUAUGUUUGUGGGAAGGAAGGGAAUCACAGAUUUGUGGCCAUAAAAACAGCCCAGGCGGCUGAACCUGUUAUUCUGGACUUGAGAGAUCUCUUUCAACUCAUUUAUGAACUGAAGCAAAGAGAAGAAUUGGAAAAAAAGGCACAGAAGGAUAAGCAGUGUGAACAAGCUGUGUACCAGGUUCCUACCAGCCAAAAGAAGGAAGGUGUUUAUGAUGUGCCAAAAAGUCAACCUGUAAGUAAGAGCCAGCCAUUGGAGGAUUUUGAGGAGCGGUUUGCUGCAGCCACCCCGAACAGAAACCUGCCGAUGGACUUUGAUGAGAUUCUGGCAGCAACAAAGGCUGUGACCCAAUUAGAACUUUUUGGGGACAUGUCCACCCCUCCUGAUAUAACCUCUCCCCCUACUCCUGCAACUCCAGGUGAUGCCUUUCUCCCGUCUUCAUCCCAGACACUUCCGGCGAGCGCAGACGUGUUUGGCUCUGUAUCUUUUGGUACUGCUGCUGUACCCUCAGGUUAUGUUGCUAUGGGCGCCGUCCUCCCAUCCUUCUGGGGCCAGCAGCCCCUUGUCCAACAGCAGAUUGCCAUGGGUGCUCAGCCACCAGUUGCUCAGGUGAUGCCAGGGGCUCAGCCCAUCGCCUGGGGCCAGCCGGGUCUCUUUCCUGCCACUCAGCAGCCCUGGCCAGCUGUGGCCGGGCAGUUUCCGCCAGCCGCCUUCAUGCCCACACAAACUGUUAUGCCUUUGCCAGCCGCCAUGUUCCAAGGUCCCCUCACCCCCCUUGCCACCGUCCCAGGCACAAGUGACUCGGCCAGGUCAAGUCCACAGAGCGACAAGCCCAGGCAGAAAAUGGGGAAGGAAAUGUUUAAAGAUUUCCAGAUGGUCCAACCUCCACCCGUGCCCUCCCGCAAGCCCGACCAGCCCUCCCUCACCUGUACCUCAGAGGCCUUCUCCAGUUACUUCAACAAAGUCGGGGUGGCACAGGAAGCCGAUGACUGUGAUGACUUCGACAUCUCCCAGUUGAAUCUGACACCUGUGACUUCUACCACACCAUCCACCAACUCACCUCCAACCCCAGCCCCUAGGCAGAGCUCUCCAUCCAAAUCAUCUGCAUCCCAUGCCAGUGAUCCGACCGCAGAUGACAUUUUUGAAGAAGGCUUUGAAAGCCCCAGCAAAAGUGAAGAGCAAGAAGCUCCUGAUGGAUCACAGGCCUCCUCCAACAGUGAUCCAUUUGGGGAGCCCAGUGGUGAGCCAAGUGGUGAUAAUAUAAGUCCACAAGCCAGUAGCUAGAUAGCACAGGUCUGGGAGCCAGAGCCUCUCUAUGCACAGAUCAACAGACCUAAGAAAUAACAUCAAUGUGAGCUUGUGGUGGGUGCUUCAAGACUGGCAUGGAACUCAACA
Dipodomys ordii (Ord's kangaroo rat) is the source of this 1909-nucleotide messenger RNA. It is a transcript of the gene Dab1, whose product is annotated as Dab, reelin signal transducer, homolog 1 (Drosophila). Gene Ontology annotation, biological process: ventral spinal cord development; lateral motor column neuron migration. The record is from RefSeq and is a predicted model, not a curated record. Lineage: Eukaryota; Metazoa; Chordata; Mammalia; Rodentia; Heteromyidae. The coding region runs from base 137 to 1798 and encodes 553 amino acids. The transcript is spliced from 14 exons.